UAGUACACUUAAGGGACGUGUAGAGAAUGGAGUCUUCCGAAGAUAAAACGACACCAAAAUGGUAUGCGAUAGAUCGAGACAUGAUCAUAUGUAAAGUUGCAUAUUUAUUUGAGAAUGCAAAACAAUCAUGUUACAUCCCUUUGAUGAUUUUGUUUUUUGAAAGUAUUGGCUUGGAUUCGAGCCGCGCUGGACAAAUUAACGGAAUGCGGUAUAUUGGCUAUUUGAUUGGUUCGCCGUUUUGGGGUUAUUUAGCUGAUCGAAAACAAGCCUAUCGUUUCACGGUUACGUUUCUUUGCGUAAUUGCUGUUGCCACAAUGUGUUCUCAACCCUUCCUAAGUCUACUUGUAGGUGAUCAGGAGAAACAAAAGUGCCCUACUAACAGUAAUCUUGAAAUAUUUAUAAACCAAACCUUUAACGAUAAAAUGAAUAGAACAUUAAAUGAAACAAUAGGACAACCCAUGAAAGGUAACUUUAAUGAGGAUCAUCUUUUUUACACCAUGUUGUCAAUUAACAUUGUAGCAUCCUUCUUUGACGGAAGUACACAAAGUUUUAUGGACACAGGAGUAAUGCGCAGAGUUCUAGCAUCGCCAAACCAGCCCAAAUUUGGAAAUCAACGAUACUUUGGAGCAAUAGGAUAUGGAGGGGGAGCCCUUUUGUCAAGUAUAGUGAUUGAUAAUUUCCCAUCGUUAAAAGUAACAUGUUAUAGUGGAUUAUUUUGCGUUUAUCUGUUUUUCACCAGCAGUUUAGCUGUUAUUUCAAACAUCUUAUUCAAAGGAAUAAAAUUCAGUACUCCAAAUGCAAAAGAAAAAGGCGAAGUUCGUGGUAUAUUACGAACAACGUUGUGCAAACCUGACACUUUAUUCUUUCUCGUAACUGUGCUCUUUGGUGGAACAGUACAUGCGUUUUACGUGAGUUUUCUCUUUGUGUUUUUAAAAGAAUUGGAUAGCCCCCAGAUUCUAAUGGGACUGUCCAUUACUGUGGCUGCUGUAUUUGGAUUAUUAGGCUUUAUAUGUGCAGCUAAAAUCAUUAAAGUAGUUGGAGGAACUAUGAAUCUACUUUGCUUUGCUUGUUUUAUUUGGUGCAUUCGUUUCUUUUGUUAUGCAUGCACGUAUAACCCAUGGCUUGUCCUUCCUACCCAAUUGACGCAUGGGAUAGGUUUUGCUGCAUUUAUCGCAGCUUGCGUCGAACACACACGAAUGAUUAGUUCUCCAGCUAUAUUGGCUACCAUGUACGGAAUUAUGAACUCUCUAUACUUUGGAGCUUCUUUCGUCAUCGCAAAUAUCGGCGGAGGAAGUUUAUAUAAAUACGUGGGUUCAAGGCAGACUUUUAUUAUUGCAAGUGUGGCGUGUGGUGUGUGGGCGAUAUUGGUUUUUAUUUAUAUAGUUAUUGGGAUAUAUCGAAAAAAGGCUAAAGUGGGGAAUGUCUACACAGUUGAGGAGGCACAACACGAAAUGAACUGAAAUUUAAAAUUUUCUUUCUUUGAUCAUAUCAUAUGUGUUUUUUUGUAUGUUUCAACCUAGGAGGUUAGAUAGCUAGAAUAGAUAAACAGAGAGAAAGAAUACCGCAUUGUAUAUAUCUAAAUAUACCUUCUCAUUUUAAGUUCUGCAAUAAACAAUGUAUAAAUAUACGAAUAGGUCUCUUGAUAUACAUAAUUGCAAACACAUGCAAUGCAAAACAUUAUAUCGUGGUUUUUUGAAAAAGAUAAAGAUAUUUAAUUAUCAGAAAAUUUAAUAGGAAGUAUUAAAAACAAAAAAUGAAGGCUAAAUUAUAACUUGCAUACUGGUGUAUACUGGUGGUAUAUUAAAAAAGCAAAUUUACUUGACAUAUCAUAAACAAUAUUUUACGCGCGAUAAUUAAUUUGCUCAAAGAAAGCAGAAAAUCUCCAAUAUCUAAUAAAAAAACACAAGGCACGUUUUGCGGAGAAAAAAAAUACCAUUAAAGAUAUAUUUGCAUUUUAAUCACCAAAUUAUGGAUAGCAAAAUUUCGAUAUCGCUGCGUUUGUUUUACAUAGGCUAGAUGUUCAUUAUGAAACCUAUUCAGUCCGGGCUCUUUGGACCCUCUGUAUGGACGGGGGA
This is a messenger RNA of Hydractinia symbiolongicarpus, 2075 nucleotides long. Its product is annotated as major facilitator superfamily domain-containing protein 6-like. Bases 27 to 1460 code for a protein of 477 amino acids. The record is from RefSeq and is a predicted model, not a curated record. Gene Ontology annotation, cellular component: membrane. NCBI's taxonomy places the organism in Eukaryota, Metazoa, Cnidaria, Hydrozoa, Anthoathecata, Hydractiniidae. The transcript has a single exon.